AUGGUUAUCAACUUGCUUGACAGUGGAGUUGAGCAGAAAACGGGAAGUUUGGUUCUUGAGGUUUUCUACGGCAGAGAGAGUAUAGAUAGGAAAUUGGAUUAUAUUUUGGUUGCUCUUAAUAUAGAGUUUUGUUAUAUUGAAACUGUAAAAUGUGCUGACCAAAAUCAUAGUGGUCAGCCGUUGACCAUUGAAAAUAAAGAUAUCUUACGAUACAACAUUAAAUUUAUCGUUCCAUCCACUAAGCAUUGUCUUUAUCGAAGUUAUGACUUUGGGUUUCCCAAGUCUCAGAACAAGCAAGUCCAGACAGUGGCAUUUACUUCAAAAUAUGCAUCACAGCAAGUUGUUUCUUCAAUGAUUGUUGACAAUGAAGUUCAAACAGAAGUAGAACCAGUUGUUACUUUAACGCUUGUUGACAAUGAAGUCCAAACAGAGGUGGAGCCAGCUGAUGAUCACUACAUGCAGAUACCACGUUUUGACUGUAAAAGUAUUAUGAAGUCGCAUCCAUCCAAAUUCCGUCCCCUUUGCCCAGCUGUGUCCAAAAUAUUGCAGCUCACAGACUCCGAUAAUGAUUCCAAGAACCUGGUCACAGUUUCAAGAAUCGUUGAAAUCCGCAAUGGAAUAGUAACCUAUUCACCAGAUUUGAAGUUAAUAAGUUGUGCCACAACAGGCGGUGAUUUUGAUUUUCAUUGUUCUUCUAAUGUCACAGACAUGACAAGAAUUGGUGAACACACUGUUCUAGCCACAAUUCCUUUCCGCAAGAAAAUAGUUUUCAUUAAUCCAUCAAGUUUCCACAUAAAAUCUCUGGAUUAUAGUUUCUUUACAAUUUCUUAUUUCGAACAUUCUACAUUUGUAGGGACUGAAAUGUUUAGUAAGACAAUAUAUCUCAUAGACUGGGAUAAAAAUAAAUUUGAAGAAAAAUUUAGUGUGAAAGAAAUUGUUGGAAACAUAGCAGUUGGUCCACAGUAUCAUAUCUUAAUAGCCUUAGAUAAUAUAAAUAGAAUUAGCUGUUACACAAUAGAUGGCAGACACUUGUUUCAGUUGAGGACCCAUUCCAUCGAUAUUCCAACCGACCUCACCGUAUAUCGAAAUUAUUCUUACGCUGUGCAAGGAAAUGUAAUUUACAAGAUUUCAGCAAACGGUGCUGUGUCCCAAAGAGAAAUUGGGAUAAAAGCUCGAUAUAUUUGUGUGGCAACAAAUAAUAUUUACUUGACUGACCGUUUUGGUCUUGCACACAUUAUUAGGACAAAUAAAGAUUUUUGGCCUCGGCUGUCUUACCAUCACCAAGACCAUGUCCCGAGCCUGAUAAACCAAAUCCAUAUUGAUGACCCCUCCAACAUUACAACGAUUCUACCUAUGUCAGCCUCUUCAGUAGUAAUUAUAUAUCGGGAUCUAAAAGCUAUAUUAGUUACUGACGAAGGGCAACCGUUUGGUGGAAAAUGUUUAACUUUUAAACUCCAGCCUUCUGUUUUCUGUAGAGUGGAUUCGAACACAUUUCUUGUCCUUUUUAGUGAGGACAGGAAACUUCAAUAUAUUACCUGUCCACAACUAACUGAAGGUGAUUUAAUAGACGUCGAAAGCAAUUACAUUCAAAUGUGUCAUAUGGUAUCAAAUAGGAGUUUGGCUCUGACCACCAAUGAAGGUAAAGUGGAGGUACAUAUUUUAUUGAUUAAAACGGAUCAUGUCGACAUUGUAAACAGAAUUUCAUUGGAACAUGACAAUGUCGCCAUUGCUGCUACUCCAAUUAAUUUUGUAGUUGUAGACAGAAAGAAACUUAACUUGUUAUUUUAUUCAAGCUUUGGUGAGGAGCUUUCCAAGAAACACAUUGAGUUCAAUGGCUAUCCUCAUCAUGUUUUCACAGACAAAUUAUACUUGUAUGUUAUCUUCAGGAGAGAGUCUUUGAUGACUUGUUACAAUAUAAUUGGACAAAGGAAAUGGCAGUUGAAACUUCCUUCAAACUUUCGCUGUCACGCUGCUGUUUUCCAAGGAACAGCUUAUGUGCUGGACGAUCUACUCAGUCAGAUUCUUCUUUACAAGUACCAUGACUGGUCAGACUGUCAUGUAACCUUUCAAAACCCUUAUAAUAAAAAUCUAAAUAUUCGACUCGAAGAAAAGGAGAAUGACCAAGUUCUAAUUGGUGAAAUAUGUCAUCUGGCAAAUGGACAGUUGGUGUUGUCCGACAUAUAUAAUGAUUGUUUGCUAUACAUUUCCAACGAAGGGAACAUUGUGUCUAGAUUAUCUCUGCCGUCUACAGCUACAGAUAUAUGUCGAUGGAAUUAUAAUCAGAUAGGCGUCACAUUACCUCUAGAGAAGCAAUUACGGGUCUUCGGAAACGUAUCAAAGGCAGUUAUAAGUGUAUCAUUAAACCAGCCUUAUGUACGGGUGUGUAAGCUGGGUGAAAGUCAUAUUAUUUGUUAUUGCGAUAAACCAUCGCAUUUAGAUAUUUUAAACAUUAACAAUUGUAAUCAAGUUCAAAUAAUUCAUAGAAUUAAUAUUCCUUUUGUAAUGAAAUCAUUAUCAUUAGAAAAUGAAACACUAAAACUAUUGAUUAUUGGUAAGAAAGCAGUAUUCUUCUACAAGAUCAUCAGGAGGAGGAGAAGCAGUGUUUUACCAUCCCAAGUGAAAACACCCUCCAAUCUCUAUGGUGAUGGUGGUCCUUAUAGCAUUGAGAUGAUACCCAAUAUUUUACUGUCGCAAGGGAAAACACAAUCCAAUCUCUAUGGUGGACGUAUUGAUAAAAUGUGUGUUCAUUUGAUAGACAACAGCCGCAUGUUUGCUGUAAAUGAGCAUGACUUGCUGGUGAAAGAUCAUGUCACAAGAAGCCAAAUUAACAUGUUCAUCGAUCUGGUAGAUGUAUUUUCUAGAAACAUCAGUCUCAGUGAAAUGUUGUCUUCUAGAUUGUAUCUACAAGAUCUCACAGUUUCUGAUAAAGCUCAUGAAGUUGUUGUUCUUCAAAGUUUUGGAGAUAAACAUCCAGUGGAGAUUGGUUGUUUGGUUAUUACAGAAAAUAACCUGGUUGCUUUAUAUGACAGCACAAAUCAAAACAUUAAGAUAUUAACUUUUGAUGGUCAGCUUGUUGACUCUAUCAAGUUAAAUGUUGUCCCUAGACAUAUGUGUUGCUGGCGAUCAAACACAUUGGUUAUAACGACCAAUAACUAUCAACUUCUGACAUUAAAAGUGGAAUUUCCACUGAUCUUGGCAACUUACCACACGGAAAAUAGAUACAAUUGUAUCGCUUGUCGAUCCGACAAUCUACUGGUGUGUAGCAGUAGCAGUAGUAGUAGUAGUAGUAGUAGUAGUAGUAGUAGUAGUAGUAGUAGUAGUAGUAGUAGUAGUAGUAGUAGUAGUAGUAGCAGUAGUAGUAGUAGUAGCAGCAGUAAUGUUGGUGGUGGUACCUGCAUACCCGAAAUUGAAAACGGCCUGUUUUAUAUAUAUAUCGAUGAAAUACAGUCAGCUGUCCGUAUUAUGAGAGAAAUAGACUUAUUUUGGAUGUGCUACAGAUAUAAUAUCACCCAUAUCUCAGUUAUUGCUAAUUACAACAUCAUCGUCAAUACCGAGAGGCUCAUCACUAUUCUGAACCCGAACGGGCAAUAUUUAUAUUCAUUUAAGCACAGUAUUUAUUCCCGACCCAUUUCUAUGGCAACCGAUGAUACUUAUUUGUACAUUACUGGACGGAAGAACAUCUAUGAAAACACGAAAAAGUAUCGUAUUGUCUCAUUGUUGCAGAACGGUGAAUACAAGAGAAUAUUCUUAAAUGAAAGAAAUUAUAAACGUCCGUUGGAUUUCAACAGUAUUAACUGUAAAGGCCCGAGAAUUGUUGCAAACUAUGACUCGUACUUAUAUAUUGAAGGUUUGUACAAGAUUAAUCGGGAAAAAUUCCCCGUUUCACGGUUACAAACAAACGAUUGUCCUGUUCAAGUAAAAGAUAUCGAUAUCUCUGAUGAAGGAAAGACAGUUGUGUGCGAAAUGGCCAAUAAUGGAAAUGUUAAACUAUUUGAUGAAGACGGGAAGUUGCUAUGUUACAGAGAUUUUGGAAGUUUUGUUGGUGGUGUAUGUUUUACAGGAGAAAGAAAUAUCUUGGUUACACUCCCUAACAGACAAGAAAUAUUUCAGCUGAAGUCACAAAACUUGGAGAAAUAUAAAGUUUGGGAAAGUCGAGUACCUUAUGGUAUAAUAUGGAGAAAAGUGGGAAAUAUUUACUGGUGUGUACAUAUCAACAUGAUUGAAUGUGAUACUAUAAAAAUUGAUGGGGACCAACUGAAGGUUCUGGAAUCUGUGCCGUUAUCAAAUCUUGAUUUUGGCCUUCAUUUCCCUUCCAUUACAUCUCAGAAGAAGGGAAUGUUCAGUAAUGAAUUAUUUAACAAACUUAAAAACGGUGGCGAUGGAGGAGAAAGAAGUACAUCAAGGAAAAUAGAAGUAAGACGUGGUAAUUACAUAGCGGAAAGUAAGUUAGGAAUUUAUGAAAUAUCAGUGAGAAGACUGCCACAUAGAACAGCAAUGUUCCCGCUUUCAUUUUCUCUAUCUGGUUUACUAGAUUCAAAUUCGAUGUUUUGUUUUCUUAAUGCUUUUAAGCUAAUUAUGUUACAAGACAAUAGUAUCGUCGUGCUCCUCCAUAAAUGUACUCUCAUGGUCACCAGUAGAGACGGUCAUCUGCUUUACAGUCAAACAUUUGAAAAAGAAGCUCAAGAUAUAUGUCAAUGGAUCGAUUUGUAG
Molecule: messenger RNA, 4710 nt
Organism: Octopus sinensis (East Asian common octopus)
Lineage: Eukaryota; Metazoa; Mollusca; Cephalopoda; Octopoda; Octopodidae
Exons: 7
Coding region: 1-4710 (1569 amino acids)
Biological process (GO): DNA metabolic process
Molecular function (GO): ATP binding; DNA binding; ATP-dependent activity, acting on DNA
Source: RefSeq, a predicted model, not a curated record